AUGUUUAAGGGGUCAGUGUAUGUGAAUCAGGAUAAGCUGGAAACCCAUGAACUACGCUCUAGAAGAAUUUUAUUUAAGCCAAAUAUUUGGGGCCAAGAGGAGGGCUCAUAUUUUGGCUAUGCUGUGAGCUCCGGCUACUUUUACAGCUCCAGCUCAGCCAACCUUCUCUAUGUGGCCACCGCUCCUCACGCGAACAAUAAAUCUGGCGAGGCCUACAUCUUUGACUAUCGAGAUGAAGGUAGAACCAUCCACAAGCACCGCGUCUUCCAGGGCGAGCAGUUUGGCGAAUACUUCGGCUACUCCGUUUUGGCAGAGGAUCUCAAUGGAGAGGGAAGAACGGACCUCAUCAUAUCAGCGCCCCAGUAUGCUUUGGAGGGUUCCUUCGACAAUGGUGCCAUUUAUAUGUUUAUUAAUAAAGGUUAUUUCAACUUUGCGCGGACAAUUAUAUUGUCGCCACUGGGCAGUAAGGGCCGUUUUGGAAGCACUCUAUCACGUAUAGGCGAUAUUAACCUUGAUGGGUACAAAGCAAAGAUGGGUUGCGGGAGUCAGCGACUAGAUGCUCCUUACCAUCUGGCUUCCAAGUACGGCGCAGCAAUGUUUGGCCACGGCCUAUCCCGCGGUUUCGACAUGGAUGGCAACGGAUUCAACGACUUCGUUAUCGGGGCCCCCAAUGCGGAGGUCUCCUUUUUAUUUAAGGCAUAUCCAGUUGUAAGGGUACUAGCAAGAGUAGAACCUACAUCACAAAGGAUCGAAACGGAGCAAGAACACCUUAACAUCACCGUCUGCUACGGACUGGAUAUUACUUUCAAUAUAAAUAAGGUACGACCGCAGGAGGUAGACAUAGGGAUUGGCCUCGACGCGGAAAAAAGUGAAAUAGAGAAGCGGGCUGUCUUCAAUGGCAGCAGUAAGAUCUUCUUUUCGAGUAUGGCAAUUCUCGAAGAGACAUGCAGGAAUUUUGAAAUUCAAAUGGUCAAGAAAGCUAAAUUCGAGAACAUUGCUUUGAAAAUGCACUACAAGCUAAAGAAGAAUAUUCCGGAAUCUGGGGAGUUUUGCGAAGACUGCGCGCUUGUUGAUCCAGCAGAACCGACAUUCACCACAGGGUACAUCACUUUUAACACGGGCUGUUUCACUGUUGAUUGUGUCGCUGAUCUGAAGUUAAGGAGCAUCAAUGUGAGUGCCCAGAACGAGUCCCAUCCCGAGGACAACAGCCUAACCACCGUGAUCACUCUGAGGGAGCACACCGACAUCGAAGCCAUUGGGUAA
Molecule: messenger RNA, 1263 nt
Organism: Drosophila subpulchrella
Lineage: Eukaryota; Metazoa; Arthropoda; Insecta; Diptera; Drosophilidae
Product: integrin alpha-PS4-like
Exons: 5
Coding region: 1-1263 (420 amino acids)
Biological process (GO): cell-matrix adhesion; cell-cell adhesion; integrin-mediated signaling pathway
Cellular component (GO): external side of plasma membrane; integrin complex
Molecular function (GO): integrin binding
Source: RefSeq, a predicted model, not a curated record